Messenger RNA from Amblyraja radiata (thorny skate), 6225 nucleotides. RefSeq names its product immunoglobulin-like and fibronectin type III domain-containing protein 1. Gene Ontology annotation, molecular function: protein binding. The transcript has 24 exons. Lineage: Eukaryota; Metazoa; Chordata; Chondrichthyes; Rajiformes; Rajidae. The record is from RefSeq and is a predicted model, not a curated record. Bases 118 to 5373 code for a protein of 1751 amino acids.
AAAAUAUGAAACUCUCAGGGAUAAAGCACAUUCAUCCACUACGGUUCGAGCUGCGCACUUCAAAUGGAAAACUUUGAAGAAUAACCUCUUGAACAAGUCGAAAGUGAGAGGUAAACCAUGGACAAGAAAGUUAUUAAUCAAGCAGUUAAAAGCACCAUGCCAGGGGCCAAGAUAAAGAAAUCAUCAGUUCCAGGAGUCACAUUGGUGGAGUUUACGGAAAAUAUCCCUGAAGGAUGUAGUGCGCCUGAUAUUGAACGACGUCCAAUUUCACUGACUAUGCAAGAAGGUAAAAUUGCUAAUUUUAAAGCACUCGUACGUGGAAAUCCAAAGCCUACUGUAGUCUGGAGCUUCAAGGAGGACAUUGUCACAGAUGAGAACAAUUACAAGAUCUAUCAGGACAAGGCUACGAAUGAAUAUAUUUUGCAGGUGAAGAAACUGAGUUCAGAGCAUGCUGGUUCAUACAGGUGUGUCUUUUCUAAUGAAUAUGGAGAAGCCAGGUGCGUAACACAUCUGAAUAUUAUAGAAGUUGGCUUCAAGAGGAAACUGAAAAAACCUGGACAGAUACAAGAAAAAGUGCAAGACCCUGUGGACUUUCGGAAGAUGUUGAAAAAAUGUGCCCAACCCGUAAAGAAGGAAGAUGACGUUGACAAUCAAAAAAUUUGGGAAGUCCUCAUGAAUGCUGACAAGAAGGAUUACGAAAGGAUUUGUAUGCAAUAUGGUUUAACCGACUUUCGAGGCAUGUUGACCAGGCUGAAGCAGAUGAAAAUUGAAAGAGAGGAAAAGCAAGCGGAGUAUGUGAAAUCGAUUACCAAUUUGAAACACAUUGAAACAAAGGCUGAUGGUUCAGCUAACUUUGGAUUUGAUAUGGAACUCAAGAACCCAAAUCUGACUAUUUUCUUAUUCAAGGAUCACCAAAUGAUCCCGUAUUCAAUGACUGAUGAUGGAAAACAUAAUCUUAACCAUGUUGGCAAACAAUAUAACUUCUCCAUCAAAGAUCUCCAGCCUGACGAUGUUGGGAUGUACAAGAUAAAUGUUGAAGAUGCAUCUAUUUUUGCAACAGAGGUUGAUUUCAAUCAUAUCCCUGUUCAUUUCAAACAGCCGUUGCAAGAAUGUAAAUGCAAUGAAGCAGAAGAUGCUGUCUUUCAAUGCACCAUUUCAGUACCCAUCCCCGUAGAAUGGGCAUUCAAAAAGAGGACACUGGAAAGUAGUGACAAAUAUCACAUGACGGUCUCACCAGAUGGUUUAACACAUUGUCUGACUGUAAAGGGCGUUCUGCCUGUAGAUAAAGGAGUGUAUGUGAUUACAGCAGGAGCCGGUUCCUCAAGUGCUUACCUUAUAGUGGGAAAAAACCUCGGUGGCACUUCAUCUCGUUCAGGAAGUGGAAAAGGCUCUUUGGAUAUUAAAUUGGAACAGGAUUUGGAUUCCUUGAAGAAAGAUGGCUCGAAGGGCACUGGGGAUAGAUUACUGCAUGACAAUGAUUUGACAAAGGAUGAUUCGAAGGGAAGAAAUGAUCUCUCAGAAGAUGCCAUAUCUAGAUUUGGAAGAGGAGGUUUACAGGACUCUGAAGCAGAUGGAUCGUACGGAGAUAGUAUAAAUGGCAUUGGGGAAGAUGGCAGAAUGGGAAAAGAUGGCAGUGGUGUUGGUUCUGAUGGAUUAGGCAGAAUGGGUCAAGAUGACAUUUGUAGAUUGGAUGGCAAUGGAAAAGACCACCUGGGCAGAUUGGGUGGAAUGGGAAAAGAUGGGAAAGGUGGUUUGGGUGGAAUGAAUAAGGAUGGGAAUUUAAUUGGAUUGGGAAAAGACAGAGAAGGCAGUUGGGAUGGUCUGAGAAAAGGUGGGAUGGACAGUCGGCAUGGAAUAGGGAAGGAUAUGAGGGGCAAUUUUGAUAGAAUGGGUGUAGAUGGAGCUGACAGUUGGGGUGGAAUGGAAAAAGACGGGAAGAGCAGUGUGAAUGGAAUGGGUAAAUAUGGCAAGGAUAGUUGGGGUGGAAUGGGAAUGGAUGGGAAGGGUCACUUAGGUGGAAUGGAUGGCACAGAUAUUUGGGAUGGAAUGGGCAAAGAUGGGAAAGGCAGUUUGCAUGGAAUGGGAAGAGAAGGAAUGGGAAUUGAUGGUAAAGGCAGAUUGGGUGGAAUGGGAAAAGAUGGAAUUAAUGGAUUAGAAAGAUCAGGUAAAUGUGGCAAGGAAGGAUUGGAUGGAAUAGGAAAAUAUGGCAUUGGUGGAUUAGAUGGAAUUGGAAAAGGUAUGGCUGGAUUAAAUGGAAUGGGGACACUGGGUGGAAUAGGGAUGAAUGGCAAAGGCAGUGGGGAAGGGAUGGGAAAAGAUGAGAUGGGAAAAGAUGGGAAGGGCAGUUGGGAUGGGGUGGGAAAGGACCAGAUGGAUGGAAUGGGAAAGGAUGGGAAAGACAGUUGGGAUGCAAUGGGAAAAGAUGGGAAAACCCAAAUGGAUGGAAUGGGAAAGGAUGGGAAAGACAGUUGGGAUGCAAUGGGAAAAGAUGGGAAAGCCCAAAUGGAUGGAAUGGGAAUGGAUGGAAAGGACAGAUUGGAUGGCAGUGGAAUAACUGGCAUGAAAGAUUUGGAUGGAAAAAACAUAUUGAACACAUCAGGAUGGAAUGAGAUGCAAAAUAAUUUAGAAACUGAUUCUAAUCAAGGUCAAAAUGGCUUGGCAGGGCCUGGUGACUCUGCCUUUGCUGGGGUUGGUGGUGCAGGUCAGGUUAAUCUGAAUGACAUUGAUGUGUCUAGUAUGGGUGGCACGCUGUCACGCAUGAGUGGCAGUGCUGGAGCUGCAAAAGAUGGACGUGCAUCACUGGCGGCCGAUAAGGCAGGUUUAUUGGGAGAUAAUCAAAUGUCAAUCCAAGGUGAAUCCAUGACUGGAAGAAAACAAGACCUGCUGGCUUCUGAUUUGUCCCAGGAGCAACAAAGCAGCAGUACUAGAAAGAGAAAAGGAAAACUUUCUGAAAGUGACCUUGCAGAAGACCAGAAACACAGGAGCAAAGCAGGAGCUCACUAUUUCAAAACUGGUCUGUCAGACAUGGAUGCCCAGAAGGGGGCAGCAGCUGAACUUAGUUGCGUAAUGAAGAAUGAGGAAGCACAAGGUUCCUGGUUUAAGGAUGGAGUACAGAUUACCUCUGGAAAUGGAAGGGCUAUCACAAAGGAAGGAGCGGUACACAAAUUGACCUUGGCUCAUGUACAGGAUGAAGACUCGGGGACAUACACAUUUGAGGCUGGUGGGGGAAGAACAGAAGCUUUACUCUUUGUUAAAGAUCCACCAGGAUUUGAUCAGGAUGUGCUGGACCAGCUGGGAAAGAAACCUAUUGUUGUAAAGGCCGGUCAGUCUGCAGCAGUGAAAGUGCCAUUCACAGGAAAACCACCCAUAAAGGUGUCUUGGUGCAAGGAUGGAGAUGAACUGUUCAUCGACAACAGAAUCAAAAUCGACAACAUUGGAGAUUUUACGCGAUUGUCUAUCUCCAACUGUAAUAGGAAGGACAGUGGAACGUUAACAGUUAAACUGAAGAAUGAAAGUGGCACAUCAAGUGCAAACAUUAGCCUGUGUGUCACUGAUAAACCACAAGCACCUCAGGGGCCUGUGGAGGUUCUAGAAAGUUCCGAAGGCUGCAUCUCCUUUAAAUGGAAGCCACCCAAAGACGAUGGCGGGAAACCUAUAGAAAACUACAUAAUUGAAAGACAAAUUGUGGGAAGGAAUACAUGGACUAAAGUCGGCGAAUUGGAUGGGUCACAAACAACAUAUUCUUUUACCAAAAUGGAGCCUGGAAAGAAUUAUAAAUUCAAAGUUUGGGCAGUGAAUUCUGAAGGCGCGAGUGAAGCCUUGUUAUCUGAAGCAGUUUCCGCCGGUAGAAGAGAUGUUCCGGGACCUGUUCCAAUACCAAAAAUCCUCAAUGCAAACAGCAAGUCAGUCACGUUGACAUGGACACCCCCAAAAAAGUCCGGAGGUUCCAGAGUAAUUGGCUACAUGGUUGAAAAGCGCAAGAAGAGCAGUAACACCUGGAGUGUGGUCACCGACGCUCCAGUUACAGAAAAGAAGUGGACGGUCACUGAUGUUGUUGAAGGACUGGAAUAUGAAUUUCGAGUGACUGCGGUGAAUUCUUCUGGAUUAGGGGAGCCCAGCUGUGAAACCGAUUCAGUAUUUGCUCGAGAGCCCAUGAAGCUGCCUGGUGCUGUGAGAGACCUCGAGGUGACAGAUUCCACCCACUCAACCAUUACUCUAGCCUGGACUCCACCAAUAUACCAGGGCAAUGAAGCGGCAAAAGGUUACAUAGUUGAAAUGAAAUCUUCUGGAAGUACAACCUGGACCAGGUGCAACACUGUUCCUGUUGGAUUAACUUCAUAUACCAUGAAAAAUCUAAAGGCAAUGGGGAUGUAUUUUUUACGUGUGAGAGCAGUCAACGAUGGAGGAUUGGGGGAGCCUUUAGAAUUAGACAAUUAUGUCCUUGCUAUGCCGCCACCAGUGACCCCCAAGUUUAGAAUGGAUGAAACUUUUAAAAGUUUUAUGAUCAUCAAAGAAGGAAACUCACUUCAAGUCCAGAUGCCUUUUCAAGCAUCACCUUUUCCUGAAAUAAUUUGGGUCAAAGAUGGAUUACCAUUGUCAAAACAUGCAACAGUGACUAAUACCAAUGCUGGCACGCAGCUUUUUAUUUCAGCAUGCCAAAGAUCUGACUCUGGAAUUUAUUCCAUAAUACUUAAGAAUGCUUUUGGACAAGAUUCAUUUAGCUUUGAGAUAAGAGCUACAGCGAUCCCCAAACCUCCUGGUCCAUUGACACUGAAUGAUAAUGUCCCCAACACUGUGACAGUUUCUUGGGAAUCAUCCACAGAUGAGCUUCUUGAUGAUCAUCUGCAUUAUGUCGUCAUGAAAAGAGAUUCAGGCAGACCAACGUGGCACACCGUGGGGGAUAACAUCUUCAACAAUAAGUUUACAGUCUUAAAUAUUAUUCCAGGCCGUAAAUACUACUUCAAGGUCCUGGCAAAAAAUGACAUGGGUUGCAGUGAACCUUCAGACACACAGGAGCCAUGGUGUGUUGCAAAGCAGAAAGAUCAUAUUGCUUUAAAAGUCCCAAACAAGAAGGGCGUAAACAACAUGAGUGCCCCUCAAUUUACUGUGAAGUUGAAGACGCACAUUGCAACCCCUGGAUCUGAUGUUUGUAUGAGCUGCUCUGUUAAAGGGCACCCACCACCCAAUGUGACCUGGUUCAAAAAUAAUACUUAUAUCGGGAACUAUGCAAACUUCUGGUCGACAAAUGUCUGUGGGGUGUGUUCCCUUUGCAUCUUUAAUGCAAGCCCAAGAGAAAAUGGAGAAUACAUGGUUAUGGCAGAGAAUUCUGCUGGGAAAGCUACCUGUUCCACCAGGUUAACCAUCAGAGAAUGAAGCAACUUUACAAAGAGUUUUUGCAUUUAUGGAUAAGCAACCUGGAUGGAAAAAAAACAUUAGCUCGUGUCAUUACCACUGAAUCACUUCAGAUGCAUUGUGAGUUUGAAUGUUGAUUCAUCUUCAAAAAAACACAAAGAAUAGGCAGAGCAAAAGUAAAUUACCCUGGGAGAAUUGUUAAGUCUGCAUUUAACCUGAUUGCCAAACUUUGUUCUGCGUUUUGUUGUGGCAUCAUUUGAUUUAUAGAUUAUUUGUUGUUUUAUAGAGAGUUGCUCAGAGUUGUUCUAUAUUCCAAUAAAUGAUACAUGUAUUUCAUUUUCAGUAGUGUCAAGUUGGCAAAAGUAAAUGUCAUUACUGCUCACUAAUGCUUCCUUUAUGCUGUGCACUGCCAUUUCCAUGAUUUAUCGUGUUUUUUCAAACUAGAAAUAUAUGCAGACCUACACUGGAGAAUACUUAAUGACAUUUUGCCACAUUGAAUGCUCAAGUUCACUGUAUUUAUAAAGCCGGAAAUUUAGCCUUCAGCCAUAAACUAGCCAUUUCAUCUCACUAGAUCAUCAGUUAAAAAGAAGGCAGUUCCUUUUUCUUGGGCCGUGUUGACUACUGAUAUUGUCUUUAUUUGCAUGAAGAGGGCAAAUAUAAAUACAAAAGGCAAAGUAGUGAAAAUGUACUCAGACUAUAGGGAAAUAUAUGUUUAUGUUGAGUUGUGGUGUGCAAAUUGCUCUAACAAGUCUACGAAGAGCAAUUAUGAUGAGGAAAUAUUCCUUUCAAUUUAAAUUCUGCUGUUACACUACAAUUGUAAUGUUCUUGAUUUCUCUUUGGUGAAUCAUAUAAAUAAAACAUUUAAAACUACUU